Molecule: messenger RNA, 2788 nt
Organism: Frankliniella occidentalis (western flower thrips)
Lineage: Eukaryota; Metazoa; Arthropoda; Insecta; Thysanoptera; Thripidae
Product: transient receptor potential channel pyrexia-like
Exons: 7
Coding region: 725-2212 (495 amino acids)
Biological process (GO): monoatomic ion transport; transmembrane transport
Cellular component (GO): membrane
Molecular function (GO): protein binding; monoatomic ion channel activity
Source: RefSeq, a predicted model, not a curated record
GGCGCCUCGACGGCUACGGCGGGCGCCAGACCGAAGCGACCGACGUUGUAAAGUAAAAUGUCUUAAAAAAUUAGAAUGUCAUGGCUGUCUUUAUAUCAUCUUUUUACAACCAUCCUAUUACAGAUUUGUAUGUCAAUCCCAUAUAUCUGUGUUCAUGGGGCCAAAAAUGAAAUCUGCAGUGACAUGGUUGGAAAAAAAAGGAAGAAGCAAUUGACUUUUUUUUUCUUUUCAAGACAUUGCUUUUUUACAGUGCAUGAGGGGGUGACGGAUUUUAACCGUGUCAGCCGUGUGACAGGUGUUCACCGAGACUCCCCUGCACGUCGCCUCUGCCCUGGGCUCGGCCCAGUGCGUCUCUCUCCUGCUGGAGCACGGUGCGGACGUCCGGUCGCAGUUCGGCCCCACUAGGUCCACGGCGCUGCACCUUGCCGCCGAGGACGGCAACACCGAGUGCGCCCGGCUGCUGCUGGAGGCCGGCGCCGACACCUCGGCGCUCAACUGGAGGCGCCAGACACCGCUGCACCUGGCCGCGCACGCGCAGUCCGCCGCCACCAUCCAGCUGCUGCUGGCGCGCCGCGCCGACCCCAACAGCCAGGACGACAACGGCCGCACCCCGCUGCACUGCGCCAUCGUCAAGCUGUCGCGCUCCUGCGACUGCGUCCGCCUCCUGCUGCAGGCGGGCGCAGCGGUGAACCAGGCCGACAGCUUCGGCUACACGCCGCUGCACAUGGCCGCCCUCAACGAGUUCUCCAACUACGUGCUGCUGCUGCUCGCGCACGGUGGCGACGUGACGGCGCGCACGCGGGGCAACGUGUCGGUGCUGUCCUUCAUCGUGCGCCGCACGCCCGACGUGGUGCCCAAGUUCGUGCAGCGCCUGGACCGCGCCGUGCGCCUGCACGACCACGAGAUCGGCGACGUGGACUGCGAGCUCAAGAUGGACUUCCGCAUCCUCGUGCCCAACGCGGAGCGCGGCGAGAGCGUCCUGCUCCUCGACCUCAUCGACGUGGGCCAGCGCACCAUCCUGCAGCACCCGCUGUGCGAGACGUUCCUCUUCCUCAAAUGGCGACGCAUCAGGAAGUUCUUCCUGCUGUCGCUGCUGUUCCACGCCGUGUUCGUCGUGCUCUUCUCCGUGUACGUCAUCGGCGUCUACCCCCGGAACUGUGACGACGCACAGCCUGUCAGAUACAUGUGCCAGAUACCCAUGGCCACCACCGUGUCUGGGUACGCCCUCCUGGCGCUCAACACGCUCCUCGUGAGCAAGGAGGUGUUCCAGCUCGCCCACGGCUGGCGCGCCUACGUCCGUCACUGGGAGAACUGGCUGCAGCUGCUCAUCGUCGCCUCCGUCUUUCUGUGCGAUGUUCCCUCCGGUCGGGUGUCGUCCUGGCAGCACCACAUCGCAGCGCUCGGCAUCUUCCUCACCUGGCUAGAGCUCAUGAUGAUCGUCGGCCGCUUCCCGACCUUCGGCUUGUACGUCCAGAUGUUCACCACCGUCGCUGUCAACUUCUCCAAGUUCCUGCUCGCCUACUGCUGCCUGCUGUUCGCCUUCGGGCUCAGCUUCGCCGUGCUGUUCGCCAACUAUCCCCCGUUCGGAAACGUGCCUCUGUCGCUGCUCAAGACGGUCGUCAUGAUGUCGGGCGAGCUCGAGUUUGAGGACAUGUUCUACAACGCCAAGCCCAGCGAGUCCAUCCAGUUCCCCUACACGGCCCACUUCCUCUUCCUGAUGUUCGUUGUCCUCGUCACCGUGAUCCUCACCAACCUACUGGUCGGGCUCGCCGUCAGCGACAUCCAGGGGCUCCAGAAAUCAGCGGGACUGGACAGGCUGGUCCGACAAGCUGAGCUGGUGGCGCACCUGGAGAGCAUGCUGUUCUCGCGCCUGCUGCGCUGCCUGCCCGCCAAGCUGCUGGCCGUGUGCCACCGCUCCGCGCUGCUGCUGUCCUCGCACCGCUCGUGCGCCAUCUUCAUCCGGCCCAACGACCCUCGCGAGCGCCGCAUUCCCCGCUACCUCGUGCGCAGGGCCUACCACCUUGUGGCCGAGCGCCGGGAGCGGGGCCGUCGCCAACGGGAAGCUGGCCCCGGCCUCGGACUGGGCGGGCUGGCGGGCGGCGGCCUCUGCGCGCACGUCGCCUCGCUGCCCACCGAGAAGCAGCGCCACAUGCACUUGUUCCUCGGCGGCUCGCUCAACAGCCGCCCAGGCUCUCGUAUCGACGCCGAAUGAGGAACCAGCGCAGCGACCGACAGUAAGCGGACCUGGGCCGACUGAUUCCGAGAGACCUCAAGCUUGGACGAAAGUCCAAGCUCGUCCAAGCCUCAAGGGGCGCUGCUCGAUGCGUGCGACAAGGACGGGGCUUUACGGAAGGUAUAGGAGAGGGUUCUUCGGAUUCCGUCGCCAGGGCGUACAACUGUGACUGUGAGGAGGGGGAGUCACCACCCCUUUUGCCUAUCUGCAAAGAAGUGCGUUGGUCUUACCCAAAAGCAAUCCCCACAGCCAUCAGGAAUCAAAUGUCACAUUGACUCUCAAGUUUUCUGAGCAUGCAUCAUAAUUUUUUAGUUUCAAGUAUUGACCAUUUGCUACCUCUGACAAAAAACAAACAAACUGUGAUUGUGAUUAAGUACUGUGAAGGCUGUGCUGUUUGUGUUAGUUUGUAUAUUUUUAGAGACAUCUAUGUAUUCUUAGCACAAAAUGUUCCCAACUGAAAAGUAAAUACAUUAACAUAAGGUGAUGCAAAUAUGAUAUGUUAUAAAAUUGUAAUAAGCGAGUUGUUGGGCAAUAAUAACAUGAAUAUUUAUUGAA